Messenger RNA from Centropristis striata (black sea bass), 1347 nucleotides. RefSeq names its product cathepsin 12 (gene cts12). The transcript is spliced from 4 exons. Gene Ontology annotation, biological process: immune response. NCBI's taxonomy places the organism in Eukaryota, Metazoa, Chordata, Actinopteri, Perciformes, Serranidae. Bases 271 to 717 code for a protein of 148 amino acids. The record is from RefSeq and is a predicted model, not a curated record. Gene Ontology annotation, cellular component: lysosome. Gene Ontology annotation, molecular function: cysteine-type endopeptidase activity.
UGUUUGCUUGUUUCUAUGUUUUAUUAUUAUUUUAAAUGUAUGUGAAGCACUUUGUGUUAAAUUUCUCUUGUAUGAAAAGUGCUAUACAAAUAAAGUCUGAUUGAUAAACGUUCCGUCCAGGGUUACUGCGGCUCCUGCUGGGCCUUCAGCACUACGGGAGCCAUCGAGGGACAAAUAUUCAAGAAGACAGGUCAGCUGAUAUCCCUGAGUGAGCAGAACCUGGUGGACUGCUCCAAAUCCUACGGGACCUAUGGCUGCAGCGGCGCCUGGAUGGCCUACGCCUACGACUACGUGGUCAACAACGGGCUGCAGACGACCAGCUCGUACCCGUACACCUCCGUGGACACCCAGCCCUGUUACUACGACAGCAGGCUGGCAGUCGCUCACAUCAAAGACUACAGGUUCAUACCUAAAGGAGACGAGCAGGCUCUGGCCGACGCUGUGGCUUCUAUCGGACCGAUCACAGUCGCUGUGGAUGCAGAUCAUUCAAGCUUCCUGUUCUACAGCUCAGGAAUAUAUGACGAGCCGAGCUGUAACCCGAACAACCUGAGCCACGCGGUGCUGCUGGUCGGCUACGGCUCUGAAGGAGGCCAAGACUACUGGAUCAUCAAAAACAGUUGGGGCAGCGGUUGGGGUGAAGGCGGCUUCAUGCGAAUGGUCCGAGACGGCAGGAACACUUGCGGCAUCGCAAGCUACGCCCUGUACCCGACUCUAUGAUUCUGAGAAGACUCUUCAGUUGUGCGUUUGUGCUGAAGUCAGUCAUUGCUUUAACAGCUCAAACACUCCUGUCAUCACAUCCUCAGAACCUCCUGCUGAACCUUUCUGAUGCUGUAGAUAAAAUGUUGUGGACACAUUGCUUCUCUCAGGGACGUAGAGACACUACAGAGCACUGCAGGGUGACGUGUUUUUGUAGGAACUUAGCGUUACCCUGAUUGAAACGGUACCAAUUUUGGAUUAUUGCAGAAAAUAAGCUCUAAAACAUGUAAAAGCUCCAAAAUGAGGUAUUAACUGACAGAUUUUAUGUCAUAAAACAUUGACUUUGAGACGAGGGAACAGGUGCAAAAUCUAUUUUCUGUUUUUUAAUGAGCCGUUCCUGUAGCCUUCCGAAAACUCGCCAAAUAUAAAAAACUACAAUUUAAACAAUUAAAGUGGGACAGUGUGAUAAGCAUAGCAUAUAUAUGUUAUUAUGUCACUUUAAAAUGAAAAUGUGAAUUUCUAAGCAACAAUAACUAGAACUUGUUGCCACAGUAGCCACUGUUCCACAGCUGGGUUUAAAAAAAAAAAAAGUUAUAAAUAAUUGAUUUAUUGUUAUUAUACAAACCCAUUGAUGUUGUAGACUCUCAGUAA